UCGCCUCAGGCUCGUAGCCAUGGCCGUGCGAGGCCACCGCCGGCCCUCCUUGAUCGCAAUUGGCAGAUCUGUGGAAUCCACUACCACGUGGAACGAGUCGUCCGGGAGCGGCGGCUCCAUGGCAAGCGCCAGCUGCUCGUGAAGUGGAGGGGUUACCCUGAGUCGGAUAACUCGUGGGAGCCCGUUGAGCAGCUUCAGGCAGACUGCCCGAAGGCUGUUGCGAUAUGGGACGAGAAGCAGCGGCAGCUUCGUAAGUAG
Phytophthora sojae is the source of this 258-nucleotide messenger RNA. RefSeq lists its product as hypothetical. The annotation marks the transcript as partial. Gene Ontology annotation, biological process: negative regulation of transcription by RNA polymerase II; chromatin organization. The transcript has 2 exons. Lineage: Eukaryota; Oomycota; Peronosporomycetes; Peronosporales; Peronosporaceae. The record is from RefSeq and is a predicted model, not a curated record. Gene Ontology annotation, cellular component: pericentric heterochromatin. Gene Ontology annotation, molecular function: chromatin binding.